Molecule: messenger RNA, 374 nt
Organism: Paramecium sonneborni
Lineage: Eukaryota; Ciliophora; Oligohymenophorea; Peniculida; Parameciidae
Source: the annotation of a GenBank genome assembly
UAUGAACACUUUUGUGAAUGUCUUAAAAAGAAAUGAACACAUUUAUGAAGUUGAAAAUAAUAUUAUAAAAAUUGGAUGUGAUGAAACUAUAUGUCUCUUUAUCAAAGAAUUAUCAUACACACUUAAUUUAAGAUUUUUAUAAGAAAUAUCAUAUUUUCUGUUAUGUUUUAGAAAUUAUAUACUUAACAAUAAUCUUAUGAAUAUUGCUCAAUUAUAAUUUGGUCAUUUGAUGAAUAAUUUUAUGGAGGAAAAAAUUAAUUAGUUUAAUGAAACAUUAUUAUAAUAGUAUUAUUCAGAACUUCAAGAUUAAGAUAAGUAAAUAUUAGAUAUAUCAUAGAUUAUUAUUAAAAAGUGCUAAAAGUGAACAAUCAUGA